Plutella xylostella (diamondback moth) is the source of this 1358-nucleotide messenger RNA. RefSeq names its product candidate olfactory receptor (gene Or-14). Gene Ontology annotation, biological process: sensory perception of smell; detection of chemical stimulus involved in sensory perception of smell. Gene Ontology annotation, cellular component: plasma membrane. Lineage: Eukaryota; Metazoa; Arthropoda; Insecta; Lepidoptera; Plutellidae. The record is from RefSeq and is a predicted model, not a curated record. Gene Ontology annotation, molecular function: olfactory receptor activity; odorant binding.
UAUCGUGUUUUUCAUGUCUGAACAACUAAAACCUUUUAAAGAUUUUACUGUCGUUCGAAAGUGCUAAGAGUCUGGUUGAGUCAUGAAUUUUUUUAAACGUAAAAGCGCUGAAGAUGUUUUUGCCAUCAGAGAGACAGAUGGCGUGGACGAACAGAAGAGAUUCAAGCCGUUCCUUGAGACAUACCGUAUAGUGGCGUUCACCAUGAUCAUAGGGCUGAUCUUCCCAAACCUCAACACUGUGAAGAAACGACUACGGAUUUUAGUGUUUCUAUACGUGCUGGCUGCGCCCGUGGCAAGUACGGUCGUGUUGGAUUGCUACAUGUCUCUGAGACGGAUGGAUCUGAUCAACGUGACCCGCCAUUGCACCAUCUUCAUACCUUUCUUCGUUGUCUUGAUCAAGAUGUACCUGAUGAACGUAAACCGGUACAAGGCGAAGGAGAUCAUCGACACUAUCAACAGCGACCACGCUCGGUACAACACGCUCAGUGAGGACUAUCAGGAUAUCGUCACGGAUAAUAUUAAGGCGACGGUGGUGUUCGAGAAAACGUGGGCAUUCUGUGUGAUCGGCUGUGUGCUCAUGUUCCCGCUCAUGGCCGGGGUUCAAACCCUGUACAGCCAGCUCUUCGAUGAAAUACCCAAGAAGUACAUGAUCCACGACACUAAUAAGCCAUUCUCGGAACCUGAAGCGAGAUUUGAGUCGCCAUUCUUCGAGAUCAUGUUCGUUUACAUGUUUGUUAUGGCGCUGUUUUACUGGGUAAAUUUUACAGGCUACGACGGCAUGUUCGGCGUGGCGGUGUUCCACGCGUGCCUGAAGAUGAAGAUGUACUGCCACUCGCUGAAGAAGGCUUUCGAGGAGACGAGCGACGUGCAACAGCUGCGGCGCAGGAUCGCCGACGUCAUACAGGAGCAGGUCGAGGUUUACGCGUUCGUGGACAAGAUCCAGGAGACGUUCAACACGUGGCUCGGCAUCAUCCUCAUGGGCACCAUCACGCAGAUCUGCAACUGCAUGUACCAGAUCAUAGAGGGUGACUUCGACCUGCGGUACUUGGUAUUCUGCUGCGGCACCAUCGUGCACAUAUUCCUGCCGUGUCGUAAUGCGUCGGAACUCAAGUACAUGUCGACAGAGACAUCGACCCUGAUCUACCUGUGCGGCUGGGAGACGGUGACCGACAAGUCCACCCGGCGGUCCAUCAUGUUCAUGAUCGCGCGCGGUCAGAUACCGCUCGAGAUCACCGCGUUCAACAUGUUUGCGUUCGAGAUGGAACUGUUUCUGUCGAUAUUACAAACCUCUUACUCUAUGUUUACUCUACUGCGGGAUUAAAUGCCGAAUAUCUAACGGUAUUCAGGAGGAUGUUAAA